Mesorhabditis spiculigera is the source of this 393-nucleotide messenger RNA. Lineage: Eukaryota; Metazoa; Nematoda; Chromadorea; Rhabditida; Rhabditidae. The record is from the annotation of a GenBank genome assembly.
AUGAAGCUGCUCGUCUUUGCAUCCUUGCUCUGCCUCGUCGUGGCCGAAUGGGAAACCAGCUCCAACAUCACCGUCACUGGAACCGUGGUGUGCCAAUCCCGGCGCCAGCCCGGAAUCAGGAUCGACCUGAUGAGCACUGGAGUUAUCACCAAUGAUCUGCUCAACUCGACCACCAGCACGCCGCAAGGUGACUUCACUAUCUUCGGCCACAAGAAGGAAUUUGGCGAGCUGGAACCCUUAUUGUACAUCUACCACAACUGCAGGACCAUCAGACAGGGAUGUCAAACCCGCAGUGUCUAUCCCGUUCCGCAAAGUGACCUGCUUGGCGUCUACGACAUGACAUUCGUCAUUCUUGACGUCGUCACUGCGGAUGAAACAGCUGUGAACUGUCAA